Molecule: messenger RNA, 2736 nt
Organism: Candoia aspera
Lineage: Eukaryota; Metazoa; Chordata; Lepidosauria; Squamata; Candoiidae
Gene: ACSL5
Product: acyl-CoA synthetase long chain family member 5
Exons: 21
Coding region: 118-2166 (682 amino acids)
Biological process (GO): long-chain fatty-acyl-CoA biosynthetic process; positive regulation of long-chain fatty acid import across plasma membrane; long-chain fatty acid metabolic process
Cellular component (GO): endoplasmic reticulum; membrane; mitochondrion
Molecular function (GO): arachidonate-CoA ligase activity
Source: RefSeq, a predicted model, not a curated record
GAUAGCAAGGAGAGACCAUAUAUAAGAAUCAUUUAUGAAAUUACUAGACUUUAUUCUCUCUUCUGUUUCUGCAACUGAAAGAAGGAUUCAGCAGUCUGGCAGAAGCAAUCCGUCAGAAUGAUUUGGUUACUUCAGGUCUUGUUUUCACCACUCCCAACUCCUGCUUUGAUUGGUCUUAUUACUUUUGGAACCACAGUUUUCCUAUGGUUGAUAACAAAACCCAAGCCAAUUAUACCCCCUCUUGACCUCAACAAACAAUCUGCUGGCACCGAGGGAGGAGCUAGAAGAAGUAUGCUUGUCCCUGAAGGAAAGCUUCUGUCUUAUUACUAUGAGGAUGCAAAGACUUUAUAUGAAGGAUUCAGAAGAGGACGUUAUGUAUCAGAAAAUGGUCCUUGUUUAGGAUAUCGAAAACCAAAGCAACCAUACCAAUGGCUAUCUUAUCAACAGGUCCUGGACAGAGCUGAAUAUUUGGGAUCUGGCCUUUUGUACAAAGGAUGUAAACCUUCAUCGGAUCAAUUCAUUGGCAUCUUUGCUCAGAAUAGGCCAGAGUGGAUCAUCUCAGAGCUUGCCUGCUACACUUACUCAAUGGUAAUAGUUCCCCUUUAUGAUACUUUGGGUCCAGAGGCAAUUGUGUUCAUUGUCAAUAAAGCUGACAUCUCGACAGUGAUCUGUGAUAAACCUGAGAAAGCAGAGACAAUACUGGAGAACUGUGAGCAAGGAAAAAUGCCAGGAUUAAAGACAAUUGUUUUGAUGGAUCCUUUUGAUGACAGACUAAAAGAAAAAGGAGUUACAUUGGGAAUUGAAAUACUUUCUUUUCAGGCAGUUGAGGCACUAGGAAAAGACAAUUUAAGCAAACCAGUUCCUCCCAAACCAGAAGAUCUUUGUGUUGUUUGCUUCACAAGUGGCACAACAGGUAACCCUAAAGGAGCUUUGCUGACCCAUGAAAAUAUUAUUGCAGAUGCUGCUGCUUUCCUAACAAUCAUAGAAACUACUGCUACUUGUGAGACAUCAGAUGUAUCCAUAUCAUACCUUCCUCUAGCUCAUAUGUUUGAGAGAAUAGUGCAGUCUGUACUGUACAGCAGUGGAGCAAGAGUGGGAUUCUUCCAAGGUGAUAUUAAACUUCUUACAGAUGACAUGAAAGCACUGAAGCCAACAGUAUUUCCAGUAGUGCCCCGGCUGCUCAAUAGGAUCUAUGACAAGAUUCAAAGUGGUGCCCAAACAAGAUUUAAGCAACUGUUGCUAAACGUUGCUGUAGGCAGAAAGCUUGCUGAACUGAAGCAGGGCAUUGUCCGAAACUCUAGCAUGUGGGACAAGCUAGUGUUCAGCAAAGUUCAGAAAACCACAGGUGGGAAGCUGAAACUAAUAGUAACUGGUGCUGCUCCAAUAUCUCCAUCUGUCCUAAAGUUCCUCAGAGCAGUCUUUGGCUGUCACGUUUUAGAGGCAUAUGGUCAGACAGAAUGCUCAGGUGGCUGCUCAGUCACAAUGCCAGGAGACUGCAAAGCAGGUCAUGUUGGACCCCCUCUACCCUGUAACAUCAUAAAACUUGAAGAUGUGCCAGAAAUGAACUAUUUUGCAUCAAACAAUGAAGGGGAAGUUUGUAUUAAAGGGCCAAAUGUAUUCAAGGGUUAUUUAAAAGACCCUGAGAAAACAGCAGAAGCACUUGAUAAUGAUGGAUGGCUUCAUACUGGAGAUAUUGGGAAAUGGAUACCGGAUAAUGUAUUGAAGAUAAUUGACAGAAAGAAGAAUAUCUUCAAAUUAUCUCAAGGAGAAUAUAUUGCACCUGAAAAGAUUGAAAACAUCUACAUCAGAAGUUCUCCUGUAGCACAAGUCUUUGUGCAUGGAGAUAGCCUUCAGUCUUUCUUGGUGGGUAUAGUGGUUCCUGAUGCAGAAACUCUUCCAGCAUUUGCAGAAAACCUGGGAGUAAAAGAUUCAUAUGAAGAACUCUGCAAAAAUUCAGUAGUGAAUAAAGCUAUACUGAUGGACAUGAUCAAAUUGGGGAAAGAAGCUGGCCUGAAGGCCUUUGAACAAGUGAAAUACAUCUACCUUCAUCCAGAUCCAUUUACAGUUGAAAAUGGACUCUUAACCCCAACACUGAAGGCAAAAAGAUCAGAUGUUGUCAAAUGCUUCAGGAGUCAAAUAGAUGCUUUCUAUGCUUCUAACAUGUAAAGGAAUGAAGGCCACCUUGAUUGAACAUAUUGACAGUGGACUAUGAAAGUGCCUAACUGGCAAGGGAAACACCUAAAAGAAACCAACAAGCAUGGUAGAUCUGUAUUGUAGGAGGUUAGAGUGCCCCAUUUAUAGCUAUAUGCCUAGGAAGACAAAGCAGACUGCACUGGCUUGAAACUAUAUUUUCCUUUGUUGUACAACCCUAACUGAAAUGGAAAAGCAUUGAAUGUUUUAAAAACAUACUAAAAUUUUGAGUUUAUGGGAAAAUAUUGAAUCACUGUUUGAUUCAGUUGAUAUGCCAAUACACUAAAUAUUAAUUGCAUAACAAGGAUAAUAUAUAUAUUAUCUGGGUCCCAAAACAUUAUAUAUAUGUUUUCGGAGCCAGUCAUAGAACUGUAGAAUAUACUUUUUGUACCUAUAACAUUCAUCACUCGAAGAUGAGCACUUAAAUAUACUAGCAUCAAAUGUACAUACCUUCUAAGUUGGUAUAUCCCAAUCCUGCUAAGGCACAAAAUGACUAUAUCUGCUAGCUAAAACUUGAAUAUGAAAAAUAAAAACCUGGUGAAAGUA